Molecule: messenger RNA, 853 nt
Organism: Sclerotinia trifoliorum
Lineage: Eukaryota; Fungi; Ascomycota; Leotiomycetes; Helotiales; Sclerotiniaceae
Source: the annotation of a GenBank genome assembly
AUAUUCAAGUAAACGUAUAUUUUAGAUGUAAACAUGAAGCUUUUGAAAGCAACAAUAUACCCCUUUCGAAGGUUCAGAAAUCAAUACCAACAGAUUCAAGAUAUCGACAGCAAAGAACCAAUAUUUAAAAUACCACCCACACCCCCACAAUACGAUUGGACAACCAAUGAAGUAAGAGCAUGGAUGGCCGACCACUUUGUCACAAACAUGAGCCGAGAAACAUCGUAUGCCAUCACGGUUGCCAGGCAAUACGAAGGAACAGGGAAACAGCUGUUUUCAAACACAAAAGAAGAUUGGCUAGAAGUGUUUGAGAGGAAAGCGUACGGGAGAGAGAUGUACGAGACUAUGGCAUGGAUUUUGAGGAACGAUGAAGAGUUGAGAAAGACAGGUUUCUCCGUGAGUAAUAAUCGUGUAUUUAUAUAUCAAAGCAAAAUUAACAUUGAAUAAGCUCCAACUACUACCCUUUUAUUAUCACAAAGAGAUAGUCGAGCUCAUAGAAGAUAGCCUCAACAGGCGGAAGACGGUUAGACGCCCUUUAUUGUUUAUCAAAGACCUUGGUACAAACGGACAUGUAUAUCUCCUAUUCUUCCUGGAGAUUAGUCUUACCCUCUUUGUAUCCAAGCAUACUUCUAUUGAAUUUUCAAAUUAUUAUUUCUUUCUUUAUGCUUUGCUUAUUCCUCACUAUGGAUCCGUACAGUUGUCUAACUACUUGAAAUACAAAGAAGAAAUAAAAGAGCUGAGCAAUAAGAUCAGAGAUAAAUAUAAAAGAGAGUAAUACUUAUAUAUUAUUCUAUUUUCUAUUAGAUGCUUUAGAAUCGGAUUAUCUUUCAAAGUAUUAUUAAAAUAUAUUCUU